AGUGAUUUUUGUAUCUGCACAUGAACUGAUCUUCACCUACUAAGGCAGAAAGCUUCAAUAUGUUGUGCCAACAACUUUCUACCAAAUGGAUAGCUGACAUCUUUGAUUAUUUGAGGCUGAAUUUGGUGCUAGAUCGAUCUUCCCACCAGGAUACUACUCUUUACCUCUCCAAUCUUGAUGACAUGAUUGGGGUGCGCAUCUUCACUCCGACGGUCUACUUCUAUCAGUCACAGGGCGACGAACCUAUUUCUCAGAUACUCAGGGACGCGCUGACGAGAGUCCUAGUGCCUUACUAUCCUUUCACAGGUAGACUGAGAGAGACAGAGAAUGGAAAGCUGGAGAUUUUCUUUGGCCCCAAUCAAGGCGCUUUGCUCGUUGAGGCCCAUUCGGACGUGCUCUUAGCAGAUCUCGGAGAUUUAUCAGUGCCAAAUCCUGCGUGGAUGAACUUGAUCUACCGUUUUCCCAACGAAGAACAGUACAAAGUGGUGAACAUGCCACUGGUGAUAGCUCAAGUAACCAAGUUCAUCUGUGGUGGUUUCAGCCUUGGUUUGAGAAUCUGCCAUUGUCUCUGCGAUGGCCUCGGAGCAAUGCAGUUUCUCAAUGCCUGGGCUGAAACAGCGAAAGCUGGCUCGUUGGUGGUGAAUCCAAAGCCUUGCUGGGAUCGAGAGUUCUUUCUGCCUCGCGACCCCCCAAAAAUUCAGUUCUCACAUACUGAAUUCAAGAGAAUUGACGACGGUUCCACCUUGACGAAGCAACUGUGGCAAGGCAAGCCUGUCCAGAAAUGCUACCGGAUGAGCCGCGAAUUCCAAGCCCGUUUGAAGAGAUUAGCACAAGCAGGAGGAGAGUAUUCAUGCACAACCUUUGAUGCAACAGCAGCUCAUGUGUGGAGAUGCUGGGUAAAAGCACUGGAUGUGAAACCUCUCAACUACGAGCUUCGCCUCACUUUCUCUGUCAAUGCUCGUGAGAAGCUGAAGGAUCCCCCUUUGAAAGAUGGGUUUUAUGGUAAUGCCUUGUGCGUGGCGUGUGCUACGAGCACCAUAGAUUGCCUCGUGAACAAACGCCUAGCUGACACAUCCCGGUUGGUGCAGGAGGCUCGGUUAGGGGUCUCAGAGGAGUAUCUGAGAUCAACACUUGACUACAUUGAUCUCUAUAGGCCUAAGAGGCUUGAAUUUGGUGGCAAACUGACAAUAACUCAAUGGACUCGGUUUUCCAUAUAUGAGUCGGCGGAUUUCGGGUGGGGUAAGCCGAUAUAUGCUGGCCCUAUCGACCUAACUCCGACACCACAAGUGUGUGUGUUUUUGCCUGAGGGAGGGGGAUUGGCUGAACCAAGUGGAGCAAUGUUGCUCUGCAUAUGCUUGCCGAAAUUUGCUAGCCAUGGAUUCAAAGAAUUGUUAUUAUCACACUGAUUUUCGUCUAACAAGUUUGUGACUGUAUAGCAGCAUCCAGCAUCUUUAGCAUGAUUUAGCUCAUAGCAUAUUUGCCUGUAAUAUAUGAAAUAUUAAGAAGGCAUGUGUUUAUUUGGAUCAGGGUUUUGAUGUGCU
This is a messenger RNA of Salvia miltiorrhiza (redroot sage), 1541 nucleotides long. Its product is annotated as omega-hydroxypalmitate O-feruloyl transferase. Gene Ontology annotation, molecular function: acyltransferase activity, transferring groups other than amino-acyl groups. The record is from RefSeq and is a predicted model, not a curated record. Lineage: Eukaryota; Viridiplantae; Streptophyta; Magnoliopsida; Lamiales; Lamiaceae. The transcript is spliced from 2 exons. The coding region runs from base 60 to 1406 and encodes 448 amino acids.